Molecule: messenger RNA, 4068 nt
Organism: Strigops habroptila (Kakapo)
Lineage: Eukaryota; Metazoa; Chordata; Aves; Psittaciformes; Psittacidae
Gene: TPGS2
Product: tubulin polyglutamylase complex subunit 2
Exons: 7
Coding region: 190-1065 (291 amino acids)
Biological process (GO): protein polyglutamylation
Source: RefSeq, a predicted model, not a curated record
GGCGGGUUUCGCCCGCCAUUAAGCUGAGCUGACAGGACUACAGCUUCCCGUGCGCCGCGGAGCCCCGGCGCGGCUACGGGGUGCGAGGAAGGGCAAAACGCGUUCCUCGCCGCACACACACACCCCCCGCAUCGGUGUCCCUGCGUGUCGGGGAGUUGGCGGUGAGGGCAGCCGGGACCAUCCGGGAGGAUGGAGGAGAAGCCGUCCGCCACCAUCAAGCCCUACCUGGACAAGCUCACCCUGGGGGUCACACGGAUACUGGAGACUUCUCCAGGAGUUGCCGAGGUGAAGUUUGUGGAAAAGGAGCCAGCUGAACGCCACACAAUCAUUUCAUGGGAGCAAAAAAACUCCUGCUUGUUGCCAGAGGAUUUAAAGAACUUUUAUCUGAUGACCGAUGGCUUUCAGAUGACCUGGAGUGUGAAGACAGAUGAUACACCAAUGCCCCUGGGCUCCAUGGUGAUUAAUAGUGUCUCGAAGCUAUGUCGGCUUGGAGGUUCCUCUAUGUACACUCUGCCUAAUGCACCAACUCUUGCUGACCUGGAAGAUGACACAGGCGAGGAAGGCAGUGGAGACAAACCAGAGAAGCCACACUUCGAUUCUCGUAGUCUCAUCUUUGAAUUAGACCCAUGCAAUGGGAAUGGGAAAGUUUGUCUUGUUUAUAAGCACACUAAACCAGUUGUCUCCCCAGACACAGAGAUAUGGUUCCUUGACAGAGCUCUGUAUUGGCAUUUCCUCACCAAAACCUUCACAGCCUACUACCGCCUGCUCAUUACCCACCUCGGUCUUCCACAGUGGCAGUACGCCUUCACCAGCUACGGAGUCAGCCCCCAGGCCAAGCAAUGGUUUAACAUGUAUAAACCCAUAACCAUCAACACAUCUCUCCUCUCUGAAGAAGCUGAUUCCUUUGUGAACAAGCUGGACCCCAAUAAGGUAUUUAAAAGCAAGAACAAAACACCGGUGAUCAAAAAGAAACAACCUUCCCAGCCAGCAGGCUCCCAAAAGAGUCACACGAGCAUGACCUCCUCCAAGACAUCCUCACUAGCUGGGAAUUCUUCAAGGAAGUGAGACCCCCAGAUCUGACCCAGGACAGCGUUUGCAACAAGCUUUGAUGUUCUCCAAUGCAGAGUCAGUGGUUCAGACCAAGUUCCUUGUGCAUGGAUAGAUAUGCCCAUGGAAAACACAUUGCAGCAUUUGCAUGAAAUACAGCCACAAUGUACUUUGGCAUGGGAGGAAUAUAGUUCCUCGAGACUGUGAGAAAAAAACUUGCAACAUUGAUUUCAUUUCUUUCUGCUACUUGCAGCAUGUACUUUCCAGAGGGCAUGAAGAAGCCCUUGAUGUCACUGCUGUAUUGGGAAGCUUUUGUUCUUGUGCAACUACAGCAGUAAAAUGAAAGCGAAUGUAAGUCACCAUUACUUUAAUAGACCCAUGCUGAAAUACAGUGUAUGAAGAUAUUUCUGCUAUCUCCUUUGAAAGAAACCUGUCCUAACCUUGCAUGCUAUGGAUUAGGCUGGAACUCACUGAACAAAGAAAUAUCUUUUGCUUCCGACAGAAUCAGACUCUGCACUUCCCUGUGCUCCUUCCAACUUCUGCUCUCAGAGUCAUGGUUCAAAGAGACCUUGGGCUUCCAUGUCUCUGCACUGGCCUAGUUGCUUGCUCUACAGCCCAGACCACUUAGAAUCAUAGAAUCAACUAGGUUGGAAAAGACCUUUAAGAUCAAGUCCAACCAUUACCCCAGGACUGCCAAGUCCACCAUUAAGCCAUGUCACUGAGGGCCUCAUCUACAUGGUCUUUGAACACUUCCAGGGAUGGUGACUCCACCACUUCCCUGGGCAGCUUGUUCCAAUGCCUGAGCACCCUCUCUGUGAAGAAAUUGUUCCUAAUCUCCAGUCUAAACCUCCCCUGGUGCAGCUUGAGGCCGUUUCCUCUUGUCCUGCCGCUUGUUACUUGGGAGCAGAGACCGACCCCACUUCACUACAGCCUCCUUUCAGGCAGUUGCAGAGAGCGAUAAGGUCUCUCCUGAGCCUUCUCUUCUCCAGACUAAACCCCCCCAGGUCCCUCAGCUGUUCCUCAUCACACUUGUGCUCCAGACCCUGCACCAGCUCCAUUCCCUUCUCUGGCCCUGCUCCAGCACCUCAAUGUCUCUCUUGUAGCGAGGGGCCCAGAACUGAGCACAGGAUUCGAGGUGCAGCCUCACCAGUGCCCAGUGCAGGGGGAUGAUCACUGCCCUGGUCCUGCUGCCACACUGCUGCUGAUAAGGCCAGGAUGCUGUUGGCCUUCUUGGCUGUCUGGGCAUAAGCUGGCUCAUGCUAAGUUGGCCAUCUAUCAGCACCCCCAGGUCCUUUUCCACUGAGCACCUUUUCAGCCACUCCUCCCCAAGCUGUAGCAUUACAUGGGGUUGUUGUGGCCCAAGUGCAUGACCCAGCACUUUGUGUUGCUGAACCUCAUACCAUUGACGGCAGCCCAUCAAUCCAGCCUGUCCUGAUUCCUGUGCAGAGCCUCCUACCUUCCAGCAGAUCAACACUUCCACCCAACUUGGUGUCAUCUGCAAAUAUACUGAGAGUGCACUCCAUUCCCUCAUCCAGAUCAUCACUGAAGAUAUUAAGCAACACCAAUCCUAACAUUGAGCCCUGAGGGACACCACUAGUGACCAGUCGCCAACUAGAUGUGACACCGUUUACCACCGCUCUUUGGACUCAGCCAUCCAGCCAAUUUCCAGCCCAGCAAAGAAGACACCUAUCCAGGCCAUGAGCAGCCAGUUUCUCCAGGAGAACGCUGUGGAAGACCGUGUCGAAUGCUUUACUAAAAUCCAAAUAGACAAUGUCCACAGCCUUUCCCUCAUCAACCAGGUGGGUCACCUUAUCGUAGAAGGAGAUCAGAUUGGUCAAGCAGGACCUGCCCUUCAUGAACCCAUGCUGACGGGACCUGAUUGCUCUGUUUUCCCGCACGUGUUUUAUGAUCUCACUUAGGAUCAUCUGCUCCAUGACCUUCCCUGGCACUGAGCUCGGGCUGACAGGCCUGUAGUUUCCAGGGUCUUCCUUCCUGCUCUUUUUGUAGAGAGGUGUCACGUUGGCCAAGCUCCAGUCCUCUGGGACCUGCCCACUAGAGUAGGACUGCUGAUAGAUGAUGGAGAGUGGCUUGGCAAACUCCUCUGCCAGCUCCUUCAGCACACUUGAGUGUAACCCAUCCGGCCCCAUAGACUUAUCUACAUCUAAGGGCAACAGGAGGUCACUAACCAUUUCUUCCUGAAUUAUGGGGACUUCAAUCGGUUCCCCAUCUCUGCCAUCCAACUCAGGGAUCUGAGUACCCUGAGGGUGGCUGAUGUGGCUAUUAAAGACUGAGGCAAAGGCAGCACUAAGUACCUCACCCUUUUCCUUUUUGGCCUUUGUGCCAUGUCUUCAGAUAGUCAAGUCUGUGUGAUGUCCUUUCCAAUAAGCCUGAAGGUAGCCAGAACCUGCAAGAUCCCUCACUGCCUCUGAAUUUUCCUGUUGUGGGAAUUGCUGAAACACGGGGUCCGUGAUGUUGAGAGUCCCAUAAGCCAGGAGGACUCCUUGUUUUGUCAUACAUUCAUUUGCAAAGUUGACCAUUCAAACAGCCUUUGUCACUUUUCAAAUAGGCAGGAUCUAACCUGGCGCCACUGAGACCCUGCAGCCUUAGAAGCUCCUGAUGCUGUUUUAAUACUCUAAGUUGUCAGAUUAGAACUGCACUUUAACCCAUCCACUGCUGGUUUUUAUUUACACAUUUUAUUUAUUAAAUACCCGCUGGUGUUUAUUUACAAUUUCCAUUACUUUUCUGUGCUAUUCUGUCUUCUUAGGUGUGCUGGAAACACAUGGUAGACACCCACACAUUUUGUGCCUAAGCAGGGAAAUCAAAGUCACCAUCUUCAAGUAAGCAUCGAUUAUUUAAACAGUAUCAUCUUUUAUUUGUGAAGCAGUCACAUAAUUACAUAAUACAAACCUACCUCACAGGGACGUUGUGAGGCUUUCACAAGUAUUUGUAUGGCCUUCAGAAAGAGGAAGCCUGUAAGUGCUUAGUAGUAUUUUAAUAAAGAAUUUAGUUUUUUCCUCCAGA